CUGUCACAUUUCAUUCCAUCAGGUACUUCCGUAGGAGGUAUACCGUGAGGCUGCCAUACCUACCUCCGGUCCACCACCUCACGUGCACCCCCUUUUGCUCGGGGCCGCCUUCGCGGAGAAGAAUGGCCGUCUUACGUAGGUAUUUUUGUUGUGCGCACAUUUGGGACGUUGUGCUAGGUUAGUCGGGUUGUUCAGGGCAGGAUACACGAUUAUACCACGUUGAUGAGUCAAAUCGAAUGAGGGCAGUUACGAGUCUAAAUCUCGCCGCUGCCUCGGUCUGAGGUUUCUAGCACGUGUGUUGUCUAUUUCCUUUUACCCUCACCUUCUCCUCCUCCCUCCCUCCCUCUUGUGCCAGGCUACUCGAUGCGUGGCACAGCACCAGACAACACGAGACAACACAAACGCGAGCGUGACGGCCAAACGGGAAAGUACUAGCAUUAGUGACACGCGAUCCGAAAGAUUCUAGUCAUCUUGAUCUUGUCCUCCUCCGGCCUCGUGGUGUGUAUACCUGCCGAACUGCCACGUCCGAUAGAAAGCCGUCGAGAUUUUCGUGUCUAGACUUGCCCAGGUCAGAUCGCAGAAACUUCAGCCCCCCCCCGCCCCCUCUCCCCCUUCUCGGGGACAAUGACUACGAGAUACUGCGACCAUGCCGUAUGACGACUCGAUUCUCACUCUCACCUCCGUGGGAACCCCCGAUCCCUUCGUUAUCCAAUUUGGAGGGCAAUACUAUUUCACCUUCACGGCGGGGAAUAGAGUUGAGAUCUGGAGCUCCCCUAGUCUGGUGGAUAUAGAGGCCUCUUCCUCUCGACAUGUAAUCUGGAACCCUCCUCAGGGUACUGACCACUCAGCUGACCUGUGGGCCCCCGAGUUGCACCCCAUACGCGGUCGAUGGUACGUCUAUUAUGCUGCAGCACACCCAGCCCACGGAAACAAGAGUCACCGUAUGUAUGUGCUGGGGGGACCGCCCACGACUAGGAACCCGUGCGAGGGCGAGUGGGAAUUUUUGGGCCGUAUUCGAGGCAUGCUGCCAGACCAGUGGGCCAUCGACGGCACCGUGUUCGAGCUGGAGGACGGCCAGUUAUACCUCGCGUACUCGGGAUGGCCACUUGAAAACCAUUAUGGUCAUGUGGACGUUGUCGGCGAGCCUUCCGACCUCGUCCAGGAAAUAUUCAUCGUGAAACUCGAGGACCCGAUUACGGUGGCGAGUAGCCCCGUUGCCAUAUCUCGGCCGCAGCACGCAUGGGAGCUAUCACGGGAUGGUAAUAGCAUAGACCACCGUAUCAACGAGGGCCCGCAGUUUCUUCGGGCUCCGGAUGGCCACUGGAGAGGGCUCGUCUACUCUUGCGCCGGGAGCUGGACGCACGAGUACAAGAUGGCAACGCUACAGCUGAUCGAGGGGGGUGACCCGCUAAAUCCAGCGUCGUGGCACAAGGGUAAAGGGCCACUUAUCCAGACGCGAGAGUAUACCGAUCAGGUUGACGGAGGAGGAGACAACGGGGGCCGGGGGAUCGGGGGGCCGUUUGGGCCCGGCCACGGUUGCUUCGUACAUGUAGAGGACCAGGUGGUAGCAGUCUAUCACGCGACAGAUACUCCGACAGACGGGUGGCAAAACCGACGAGCAAGGGCGCAGCGACUCGUGUUCACGAACGACGGGCCGUACAUGGGGGUACCACCCGGGCUCGCAGCGCAGGCGCUACUGGGGCGUCGUCAGGAAAAAGGAGGUAUAUUGAGCAAACUGAAGCAGAGACUACUUCGCAAGCUACGGAACGUGGAAGAGGAGGUCGUAACUGGCGAGGAGAGCUUGAGGAAACUACUAGGAGAAUGUAAAGCCCCCUGAAAAUUGGGACUGCCGGUUGCACGAAUCUACGGCGGAGAGAAAGGAAAAGUGGAUUGUUCCGCUCGGGGGCGAAGUGGUAGAUGCUCCGAGGAGCUUUUGCUAUACUAAUGAUAAUACUAC
This is a messenger RNA of Durotheca rogersii, 1957 nucleotides long. Its product is annotated as glycoside hydrolase family 43 protein. Gene Ontology annotation, molecular function: hydrolase activity, hydrolyzing O-glycosyl compounds. The transcript is spliced from 4 exons. The record is from RefSeq and is a predicted model, not a curated record. NCBI's taxonomy places the organism in Eukaryota, Fungi, Ascomycota, Sordariomycetes, Xylariales, Xylariaceae. Gene Ontology annotation, biological process: carbohydrate metabolic process. The coding region runs from base 647 to 1837 and encodes 396 amino acids.